UGCCAAACCGCAAGAAGAAUGAAAGCCCAGGACUUCCCUUGGGUCACCAGCUUCCUUCAGCUUGGAGCAAGAGUAAAAUCUUCCCGAAGACAGAAGUUUGGGAAUUUCCCAUUGACUCACAUUUCAGGCAAAGCUGGUACUUAAUCCUCAGAGCUCAGAGUGAGCCGGGGUGAGUUCAGGAGACACAAGGACAGGACACUUCGCUGAGAACCGAACCAGUGAUCACCUGGCUUCCAGUGAGAACAGACAGCCAUAAUGGAACCCAAACCUCAGAAGAGUUCAGGCAAACAACUUACAUUAUAUUAUGAAAAUGAAGUCUGCAAACAAGAUUACUUUAUUAAAUCACCACCUCCUCAGCUUUUCUUCUCUGCAGCCUCUUGGAAAAAGCGGCUUUUCAUCCUGUCAAAGAGUGGGGAAAAGGGCUUUAGUCUUUCCUAUUACAAAGACCAUCAUCACCGAGGUUCUGUUGAAAUUGAUCGAAACUCCAGUGUAGAAGUCGGCAUCAGUAACCAUGAAAAAAUGCAAUCUGUACAGAAGAUGUUUAGAUGCCAUCCUGAAGAAGUGAUGUCCAUCAGGACCACUAACAGGGAAUACUUCCUCAUUGGCUAUGACAGGGAGAAGAUUAAAGACUGGGUGUCCUUCUUGUCAUCACUCUGCCGGAAUAUAAAAGCAGCACACCAGAAUACAGAGGAGAAACUCUCAUUGGGUGAUAGAAGGCCCUCUUCAGACCCCAUCCCUCUCCUUGGUCCUUCCUGCACACCGGAGGCUGUCAGCACGACCACAACAAGAAAAAGUCUUCCAGACAUGCAUUUAAUGGUAAAAAGUUCUUUUUCAAUGGAAAAGAGUUCUUCGGGACUAAGAGAAGCUCAUCUACCACACGACUUCUGGUCAGAGGCCGCUCAAGAUACAGAAGAAGAGAGUCAUUAUAUUAGUCCUCGAAGUAUUCUUUUAGAGUUGGAUAAUAUUCUUGCUGCCAGUGACUCUGGCAAACCCAUUGAACCCAUUGGACCUGGUAGUCCAGACCAGGUCACCAAGGCAGUUGAGCGUCAUUACAUGUCAAUGAAAUCCUGUGUUUCCAAAGAGACGUCCCAUAAGUCUGCUGAUGGCAAAGAAGAAUCCCAGACCCUGGCAGAUAUGCUGAAUGGGGAGCUUCACCCACAAGACCAAGGCUCAGGAACAGGCUCUUGUCUUUCACCUGCCAAUACGGAAGCACAGAUCACGAAUGACAAAAAGGGGUCGGCCUCACUAAGUGUUGUGCAAUUGUCUAUACUGAUCAAUAACAUCCCCGAUGAAAUCCAAGUGGAGAAACUGAACGUGUUCCUUUCUCCUCCUGACAUCAUAAACUACCUUGCUCUCAAAGAAGCUGCAGGACAGAUAUGUGUGGCUCAGUGGAAAGGCCCCCCGCACCUGGGAUGCUUAUUUUUUCACGGAGAUCACCUUUUGGCCGUGAAUGACCUGAAGCCCCAGAGCCUGGAGGAGUUUUCCUUGUUUCUCAGCCGGUCCAUCCAGAGGGAGAAAGUAAAACUCACCAUCGCUCGGAUCCCAAAUUCAGAGAAAUUCCACACAAUAGCCUGUACGUGCCACUUACAAGACCAAGGUAUUAAACCUUCUAAACUGGAUACGUCUGUACUGGAGAGGACACUGAAGAGGAAUCUAGCCAUUAAAAAGGGUCAGCAGAAAGGAUCUGGAGAGUAACGUGCUGGGGCCCACUGCCGACGAGCGAGGAUGGGCCCCAGACUCUGUGCUGGGCUCUGCCCCUCACUGCUGUGUGACAGCAGGCAGUCAG
Messenger RNA from Balaenoptera ricei (Rice's whale), 1786 nucleotides. It is a transcript of the gene PLEKHS1, whose product is annotated as pleckstrin homology domain containing S1. The coding region runs from base 256 to 1695 and encodes 479 amino acids. The record is from RefSeq and is a predicted model, not a curated record. The transcript has 13 exons. NCBI's taxonomy places the organism in Eukaryota, Metazoa, Chordata, Mammalia, Artiodactyla, Balaenopteridae.